Molecule: messenger RNA, 898 nt
Organism: Apodemus sylvaticus (European woodmouse)
Lineage: Eukaryota; Metazoa; Chordata; Mammalia; Rodentia; Muridae
Gene: Nrn1l
Product: neuritin 1 like
Exons: 3
Coding region: 305-793 (162 amino acids)
Biological process (GO): nervous system development; neuron projection extension
Cellular component (GO): plasma membrane
Source: RefSeq, a predicted model, not a curated record
UCCAAACCAGCCCACCCUGGGGUCCCCUGGCACCCAUUCUCAUCUGAUAACCUGCCUACUCACACCUCCCUGUCCAAUUCAGGUAAAGCGCCUAGAGCAUCAACUUGCCUCCUCCUCUCCAGGCAGUUUUGCCCUCUGGGGUCCUUCCUUGUUCCUCUGCCUAUCUGGAUACUGGAGGUGGGGCUGACAGCUGGGUUGAUGCUCCGCCUCCAGCUCCCAUCCAAUCAGAAUCCCUUCCUCUGUGGGCUGGGUCCACAGGCAGCUCUCCAAGCCUCUAGCUCCUGCACUAGGCUUACAGCCAGGGAUGAUGUGCUGCUGCCGCCACUGCCACUGGUGCCGCCGCUGUCAGGGACUACCCUGUGCUCUGACGCUGUUACUGCUACUGCCACUCGCAGUGGCCUCUGAGGGCCCAAACCGCUGCGAUACCAUAUACCAAGGCUUUGCUGAGUGUCUCAUCCGCCUGGGGGACGGCAUGGGCCGCGGAGGCGAGCUACAGACUGUCUGCAGAUCCUGGAAUGACUUCCAUGCCUGUGCCUCUCGGGUCCUGUCAGGCUGCCCAGAGGAAGCUGCUGCAGUGUGGGAGUCACUGCAGCAAGAAGCUCGCCGUGCCCCACACCCAGAUAACUUGCACAUCCUCUGCGGCGCGCCUGUGAGUGUUCGGGAGCGGAUUGCCGGCCCAGAGACCAACCAGGAGACACUACGGGCCACAGCUCCUGCACCGGCUCCAGCCCCAGCACCUGUGUUGCUUGCUGCAGCUCUGGCGCUUGCAUGCCUCCUGGGGCCUUUGGCCUAAACAGUCUGGUUGGCCAGCCAACAGUGCCCUUACCUCCCAUCACUGCAUGCAGUGGCCGCCACGUGAGCUCUGCAGUGUGCAGACUUUUCAUUAAAGGAAUUUAUA